AUUAAUGGAAUAAUUUUCAAAAUUUGUCCUUGUUUUUAAUACUCUUUCAAUUUCAAAAUAGAUAAUGUUUUGAAGAGUUUUUGAUAUUACAAAAUACAUGAUAUUUUAUAUUAGUUUUAGUUUUAUUGAAAAUUGUGUGACUAAUUUAUAGUUUUUGUGAUAAUUGGUUGAAUUAAUUUUAUUUUAUAUUUUAAUGCUAUUUUUUAGAUAGUGAAUAUGUUAAUUCUCGUGCAUUUAAUCAAAACAUCAAAUAUUUUAAAAUAGAUAGAGCAUUAUUUUUAACAAAAAAAACAAAGUAUUACUCAGUUAUAUGUUCAAAUAUAACUAACAUUAAAUGUUUUCAAAGAACAAGCAUGUCUUGUGGAAAUUUUAGUUUAAGAAAAACUAGAUGGAGUUUCCCCUCAAAAAAGAUCUGUAUUAUAUUACUUACAUAUUGUAUCAAAAGCAUUAUUUAAUAGGUAAUGAUAAAAUGAACAUAAUCGAAGAAACAUAUUUUAGUUAUGAAAGUAAUCUUUUUUACAGCAUGAAAGUAGUCAAUAUCUAAUAAAAAUUUAGAAUUUAGAGAAAAGUUACGAGUUGGAUGGAAAAGAACUUGAUGCUUUUCAUUGUGACACUAUUCCACGUCAAUAUAAACAAAACAAAAUGAUUUCGUUUUGACUUUUGUUAUCAUCGAAUUUUAUUGGAUGACAUUAACAUUAUUUUUGUGUAUUAUUUAUACUAUACGAGUAUCUUGCUUAUAAAUAAUUUAUAAUACCGGGAUUCUGAAAUUUGUAUUUUAUUUGAAAGUUCCUUCAUAUUUAAAAUUAAGAAUCAGGAUUGGUAAAGUUCUAGGAUCAAGAUUGUUUUCCAAUUUCAAUAAUAAACUUUAGAGGAUCAAAAGGGGAGAAUAGCGUAAUAUGGAAAGUUUUAAUUUGAUUAACAAAACGCUUAUUAAAGGAUCAUAAACCUAUGAACGUGUUAUCCAUCCAGAGAGAUAGAGAUAAAAGAAAAAGGAAAAUUACAACAACAAUAUGGAAACUCUAGUUCUAUAAAUAUGCAGCAAUAGGGCAAAGCUUUCUACUACUCGGAAAAAAACAAAGCCUCUUAUUACUUUGUGCAACUCACUCUGCCUUCAUAAAAAUUCAUUAAGCUUCGUGUUCUCCAAGCAAAUCAUCAACAUCAUGUCUUUAUCUUCAAGAGCCAUUCUAGUCGUUAUGUGCUUUCUGUUCUUGUCGUCUCCACUCUUUACGUCGGCAACAACAACAACAGAUCAAACACUUCAGCCUCGAUGUGAAUCUCACAUUUUCAACAACGGAAAACAUUAUCGUUCAUGCAAGGAUCUUCCGGUGUUAGACUCGUUCCUACACUUCAGUUAUGCUCGAGAAACCGGAGUUCUCGAUGUUGCUUACCGUCAUGCCAAUCUCGAGUCUUCUAGUUGGAUCGCUUGGGCCAUAAACCCAACCAAAAAAGGCAUGUUAGGCGCUCAAGCUCUCGUGGCUUAUCGUAACUCAACAUCUGGCGUCAUGCGUGCUUAUACUUCAAACAUCAAUAGCUACGCUACUAUGCUUCACGAGUCUCCCCUUAGCUUUCGUGUAACACAAGUAUCCGCCGAGUAUCUUGAUGGAGAGAUGGCGAUAUUCGCAACAAUGGUGCUGCCUCCUAACACAACCGUAGUGAAUCACUUAUGGCAAGACGGUCCGUUGAAGGAAGGAGAUAGACUUGGGAUGCACGCUAUGAGUGGAGAUCAUCUCAAAUCCAUGUCUACUUUGGAUUUGCUUUCCGGACAAGUGACUGAGACCAAAACGGUUAAUGGAAACAUGUUGUUGGUCAAGCGAAUCCAUGGAUUGGUCAACACAGUGAGUUGGGGGAUUCUCAUGCCUAUUGGAGUUAUGGCUGCACGUUACAUGAAGACCUACGAAACAUUAGAUCCCACAUGGUUCUACGUACACGUCGUUUGUCAGCUCACCGGAUACUUAGCCGGUCUUCUCGGAGGUCUUGGAACAGCGAUCUACAUGGCACGGCAUACCGGGAUGAGAAGUACGGCGCAUACCGUGAUAGGGAUUUUAAUAUUCUGUUUAGGGUUCUUGCAGAUACUUGCGCUCAAAGCAAGACCGGGUAAAGACCAUAAAUACAGAACAUACUGGAACUGGUAUCAUCACACGAUGGGAUACGUGGUGGUUGUGCUGAGCGUGUACAACAUAUACAAAGGGUUUGUUAUAUUGCAACCUGGAAGUGGAUGGAAGAUCGCAUACACUGCUAUCAUCUGUGCUAUUGGAGCGUUUGCAAUUGUGAUGGAGAUCUUGCAGUUCAAGAAGAGAUGGGGUGGCUUGUUUGUGAAGAAAUCGGAAGACCUACAAGAAGCUAAUCAAAGUGCUUCUAAGAAGGAGAUUUUGAAGUUUAUGAACAGAUGGGGUGACAAGACACCGGAAGACCUAGAAGCUAAUCAAAGUGCUUCCACUGAAGUGGUCUAGUUUUAUUUCUUUUUCCAUGUUGCUGUCUCAGACAGUUCGUGUUGGACCAUUCUCUAUAUUUUUUUACGUGUAGACCAUUCAGUUAUAAUCAAUAAAAGUUGUUUUGGUUUAAUAAUCAAACAAGAAUUUAAAUGGACCAUAACUGUGGGGAACGAUUGCCAGUAACAUUUAAGUGAGGAACGAUUGUGUAGUUCGAGAAUUGGUUCAUAAAUAUAUUUGUAUAAAGACGAUCACUUAAUCAAAGUCCCUAAACUACCUAAACCCAUAAAGAAGGCUUUAACCUUUUUUUCUGGUCAGCUUAGAAGAUGUAAACGGAUUACAAGUACAGAUCAAAGCCAGAUAAUUUGUCCAAAUCCAAUAAAAAAUCAUGGUGGUUGGAUAGAGAGAUCAGAGACAAGACUGUAUCGUUGCUUUCUCCACAGAAGACCUAAAAGUUUUGGAAAGAAACCAGAAGAUCUAAAAGUUGAUCAAUCUGUUUACACUGAAGUCGUCUAGUUUUAUUAAAUUUUCUCUUACUUAUUUUAGCAUUCGUGUUGGCCAUUCUUUGUACACGAUACAGUUCUGAUCAAUAAAAUUUGUUGGAGUUGAAUAAUUUAAAUGGAUCAAACAGAGCAUUUAAAUUUAUGCAAAACUGAGCAUAUAAUUAGCCAUUAUAUUUUGGCUUUAUCGUGUAUUGAUUGAAAGACUGUGAUGAACAAGCUUCAUGAACAUACUCAACAUUAUGCAACUUAUUCAAUUCUUUUUGGUAAUCAUGUUAAAUAUUCAUUUAAAUUUUUUUCCUUACAAAAUAUGCUAUUUUCUUUUCAACCUCUAUGAAAAUUGCUGUGAUAAAGAUUUGAAAUAAAAGGAGAGAAAUCUAAUAGACAUCAAAGGUUUGUAAUUAGCUUAAUCUUGUUGUAUUUUUCUGGGACCUUCAGAUAUGAUCAUCACAAGGUCGGUGGCGGAGAAGAACGAAAACAAAAAAAGCGGUGGUAAGAAGCAAAGAUAAAGGGAGCGGCGGAUAUGAAAUUCAGAUUGAAAACUAUAAUAUAACGAAGAACAUCAUGAUCCCCUCAGGUUCAUUUGUCUCUUAUCCACAUACUUCUUCGCCGCUUCUAACCUUUCAAUCCUUUCCACCAUCUUAUUACUAUCCCUGCACCGCCGCCACCGUUGCCUGGGGGUUUCAGAACGGUCUCUUAUACCGUUAGAGUUAUGAUUAAGCCCAAUUGGCAAUAAUGUAUCUACAGUUUGCAAAAAUCCGUCUAUGAAUAAACUUUGGACCUUUGGUUUACAACGAAAUAAAUUUGGGCCUUUUCUGAUUGUUAUGAAAUUAUAAUUUUGCCAAAUACAAAUCAAUUCACAGUAAAAUGCAAAAAAUAAAAUAAAAUAAAGAUAAACAUAAAAAAUUAACAUGUGGUUUUAAAUUCAUCUCGCACGUUUUAAUUUUAUAAGUAGAGAAAUUAUAAGCAAUAUUGAUAUCUGACUCAGAUAAUUCAUAUCUGACUUCAUAGCAAAGGCAGUUUGAACUAGAACAGUUUAUUUCCAACUUGAUCAAUCUGAACUAGGAAACUCCUCUUUGGUCUAUAUUAUGAAGUGGGGAUAUGCAUGCUAGAGCCAUUUAACCACACCAAGUGCAUUCACCUUGUUCAUUAAAAAUCAAUUCGAGCACUUAAAGACUAUGUAACACAUGCUAUUUCUGGUGUUCAAAUUGCAAUGCAAACCAAUUGAUGUGAGUUUCUAUUUUGCGUCUCCUGUGCUGUUUCUUUUUAAAAAUCCAUUCGAAGACUUAAAAACUAUGUAAAGUCUGUUUUCUUCGUCUUAGGCAACUUCGUUAAGUAGAUUCUCAAGGGAGCUGAUGGGUAUCACACGGAGAUGUGUUUCUAUCAUUGAAAACCUUAUCAUUUAUAUAUAAACUUUCAAACAUUCUGAAUUAUCCAAAAACACUACAAGUUACUCAACUUUGUUCUCCGGUUAAUUAUUGAUUGUAUUUUUUAUGUAAUUAAUUAUUAUAAAGAUAAACUUAUCUAACAAUGUGUAUUAGACUAUUCGCUUGAAGAGAAAAUUAUACUCGUAUCUAUAAUUAUUUAGUUAUAAAAGGUUAUUGGUGUCUUAUAUUUAGCCAAAAUCUAGUAUUCAUCAUAGCUUUCAUUCACAUAUUGGUUAGAAGAUGAAAUUAAAUGGUCCACCGAGGCGACGACUUCUACCGACAUGAGUUUGAUCAUGUGAAUUCGAACAUAGUUGAGUCAACCAACGGCUUUUAAACCAUGGUAUGGCUUUUUAGGGGUUUCAUGAUCAUGAAAUACGGUUUAAAGCCGUGCAUGUACAUCUACUUGAUUUUUUUUUUUUUUUGCUAAAUGAACUCGAUUAUAUUCAGAAAAUAACAUUUCAUUUAUCAUCCAUACAGAAAAAUAUCCAAUAUAUAACUCACACGAAUGAAUCUACCUAUCAUUCUAUCAACCUAGUCCACACAACUUGCAUCAUAUAAAGUUCUAAACAAAAUAAUAAUAGCUUGUUGGGACCAAUUAUUUUUAUCCAGUGUUUGUUUGUGUGUAUAUAUAUAUAUAUAUGGCUGCAAAUAAAACUUACCUUUGCUUGGCUGAUGGCUUUCUAUAGCUUCGAAUCGACGCCAAUACAAACUUGUCUCUUUCUUAGAUAAAAAGUAAAUGAGGCCCAAAGACUUUAAGUAAAACGUCUUCUACUUUCAGUGGAUGCUCUAGUCAUAAUCGCCCCCACAAUAUCUCAACUUGUAAGUUGCAAUACGUUCUAAAAUGAUCAAAGUAUCCAUCAUAUCAUCAUAAUAUGUUCAUUAUCAUUAGAUCGGUAGGGAUUUUAUGCACUUUCAACGAACAAAAUUAUGCGAGAUAAGGGUUUGUAACUAAGCUUAUAUGAAAACUAAAGUGAUAAGGAUUCGAAAAUUAACGUGAGCAGAAUUUGGGUGGACCAUUGUUUGUGGUCCAUGACAACGAGUCACGACGGCCCCCCAUGUACUACCACAUCGUGAAUGUAAGUUUCUUUGGUUAUAAUUUUUUUACGAGAAACAUUUAUAUAUAGACACCGUCGGGUACAAAAUUAUAGUACUCCCUCUGUUUUUUUACGAGAAACAUUUUUUUACGAGUCGUUUUGAAGCUAUGCACAUAGAUUAAAAAAAUCAUUAAUUUCUUAUAUUUUCGAAACAAAAACAUCAUUAAUUAUUUACCUAACCACAAUUUAACCAAUAGAAAAAUAGAAGAUAUAUUAUCAUUGGUCAGACAACAUUAAUUACUAAUAAAUGUUACAUAAAAAACCGAAAACGACAUAUAAUUUGGAACAAAAAAGUUUCUCUAAAACGACUUAUAUUAAAAAACGGAGGGAGUAUAACACAAGAACGUUCGUAGUCAACAUGUGAAUUAAAUGUAAUAUGGAAAAUGUUCCAUCUUGGUUGUAACGAGACUCUGACAGAAUUGAAUUCAGAUAAUUAAUAAACCCUUUCAAUUUUCUAGUAGAUGAUGAACUUUUUUUUUUUUUUUUUAGAUGAUGAACUUAUAAAAACCGUAGUUGAAAAUAUGCCGAACUCUAAUUAUGGAAAUCAAAUUAUUACUAUACCAUUUUCCAGUACGUACUAUUGGCUAUGGUGUAGCUAAUUUGACAAAAACACCCUUAAUCAUUGGUCAAGAGUGUUUCAGAUAAGGUACAGAUCAGAAUCCACCACUAGAAAUCGAGCAAUAGAUCUCUCACCUCCACAGAGCAUGAUCCAAGAGGUUAUGGCCCCCACUAACAAUCAACUCCUUGUCUGAAAGCUCGCAACGUGUCGCUCAUCCUGAUUGGGUUUCAGUACUGUUGCCCCCACCGAAUCAUUAUCUCUCCCUCACUCGCUCGCUAGCUAGCUGUAUUCACUCUGCCUCUCUUUCCUCUCUUGUCGCUUUCUGUCUGAACCUGGCAAGAACCUUGGCCUUUCCUUUCUAUCUCUAUGCCCUCUUCUUCUGUUUCAACUUUCAUUUCUCAUUUUCUAAAAAUUUGUGACUUAUCUAGAGAGAUAAAAACCUAGAGAGCUAGGAGAGAGAGUCUUCUCUUAGCUCUAUUUCUUUACGUGUGAAACAGAAAGCAGAUAUAGUUAAGAAGAUCUUCUCAUCAUUCAGGGGUUCUAAAUCUGAUCUGACAUGGAACAACUGUUUUCUGAUUGGAAUUUUGAAGAUAAUUUUCACAUGUCCUCUAAUAAAAGAUCAGUCAGACCAUAGGAUGAACUAGUGGAGCUACUAUGGAGAGAUGGUCAGGUGGUUUUACAAAGCCAAGUCCGUAGAGAACCAUCAGUCCAAGUCCAAACCCACAAACAUGAUCAAGCCCUACGAAAACCAAAUAAUACUUACCUUGAGAACCAAGAAACAAUACGAAAACAUAAC
Brassica rapa (field mustard) is the source of this 6805-nucleotide messenger RNA. RefSeq names its product cytochrome b561 and DOMON domain-containing protein At3g59070. Lineage: Eukaryota; Viridiplantae; Streptophyta; Magnoliopsida; Brassicales; Brassicaceae. The record is from RefSeq and is a predicted model, not a curated record.